CUUAAGCUCCCACUAAUUUUCCUCCCUUCCUCUAACUUGUACAAAUAUUGGAAGUCAAACCUGUGUUAUCAACCUCUUUUUCCUCAAAAUCUUGUGUUUUUUAGAUGCCCUCUUGUCUCUCAAGUUAAAGGAUAAUCAUUCCAGGAUGCCCUCCAAGGAUUGUAGUUUCUUACACAACUGAACAUCUGACAUGUUAAAGAGUCAAGCCAUAGGCUCUUGAGCCGAGGGCAGUCGAGUUUUGGAGAAUACAAGGCAUAAGUAGUUGAGAAAGGUUUCUGUGGUUUGAUUAUGAGUUUGAUAAGUUCUCGAAGGGGAGAGUUCAGUUUAAGAUGAGAAGAUGAUGGGAAGAAUGCAUGUUUGGAUGUUAACAGCAAGUGUUGGCUCUUUUAUUGUAUCCCUCAUCCAUGUUAUCCAUUUAACCUGUGCAGAAGAAGGUUUUGUCAGCAUAGCAUGCUGUGCUGAAUCAUCAACUUUUACAGAUAAUACCUCUAUUAGCUGGAUAUCAGAUGAGGGAUGGUUCCCUAUUGAGAAUACAGGUUGCGAAAACAUAACCAGACAAGCAGAAAAUGAUGCAAACUAUGAUAGAGUUCGAAUUUUCUACAUUGAACCAGGGAGGAGAAUAUGUUACAAUUUUUCAACUACUAAGAAUCAAAACUAUCUGAUAAGGGCUACAUUUCUCUUUGAUGAUUCUUUGGGUGCUUCUUUCGAUGUUUCGAUUGGUUUCACACCAACAAGUAAUGUGAAAUUGUCCAAGGAUUUGGAGGUUGAGAGAGUUUUUACAGCUACUCAUCACGAUGUUGACUUUUGUUUAAUGAAUCAUUAUGGAUAUCCAUACAUUUCAAAGCUUGAACUGAGGCCCUUGGGGGAUUUGAAGUAUUUACAGGGAAAAGCUUCUGGUGUUUUGAAAUUGGUUAGCAGAGUUGACGCAGGAAACACCGGAAAUAGCAUCAGGUACCCAGAUGACUCAUUUGACAGAAUCUGGAGAAGGCCUGACCCCAAAACGGUUUCCUUAUCGGAACCGACUAAUUCCACCACUUACAUCCAUGAUAUUAAGAAAACAGUGCCAGCCAAAGUUCUCCAAACAGCACUAACCCACACAGACAGACUGGAGUUCCUGCACAAUGACCUUGACACACAGGAUUCCAAUUACACCGUGUUCCUCUACUUUUUUGAGCUCAAUCAAUCUAUAAAAACUGGCCAAAGGGUAUUUGACAUUUACAUUAAUAAUGAAAUAAAGCUGGGGAAAUUUGACAUUUGGGCUUAUGGGUCAGCCUAUAGGGAAGCUGCUCUAAAUGUCACAGCAAGCAGGUCUCUAAACUUGACCUUAGUCAAGGUUGAAAAUGCAUCUGACCUCGGACCUAUUUUAAAUGCCUACGAGAUCUUGCAAUGGAUUCAAGGAACUAACCAGCAAGAUGUGGAAGUGAUCAUGAAGGUGAGAAAUGAACUGAUGCUGAAUAACAAGGAGAAUGAACUGCUGCAGAGUUGGUCAGGAGAUCCAUGCUUUCCUCCAUGGAAAGGUCUGAAAUGCCAGAACAUCAGUCGGUCCUUAUCUGUAAUCACAGGACUGAAUAUUUCUUCAAGUCAAUUUCAAGGACCAAUUCCAGCCGGUAUUACUGAGCUGAGCUACCUAAAGGAAUUGAACCUUAGCUACAAUGGCUUCACUGGCAAGAUCCCAGAGUUCCCGAAAUCCUCAGUGUUGACAUCAGUGGAUCUGAGAUCCAAUGAUCUUUCUGGAUCUGUUCCAGAUUCUCUUGCUUCCCUUACAAAUUUGAAAACAUUAUAUUUCGGAUGCAAUCCUCUCUCCAACACAGAACUUCCUUCCAACAGUACAAGACUCAUUACAGACUCUGGGAAAUGUAGUAGACAGGGAUCUACUACAAAAACACUAGGAAUUGUCAUUGGAACCAUUACAGGUGGAUCAUUUCUGUUCACCUUAGCAGUCGGAAUGUUUUGCAGUUGCUUCUGCAGAAACAAGUCAAGGACACGACGAAAUUUCGAUUGGAAAUCAAACCCAAUGACAAAGAAUGCUGUUUUCUCCGUAGCUAGCACUGUGUCAAAGUCGAUAAACAUUCAAUCCUUUCCACUAGAUUACAUAGAGAAUGUGACCCACAAGUACAAAACCUUAAUAGGUGAAGGUGGGUUUGGAUCCGUAUACCGUGGCACUCUACCAGAUGGUCAGGAAGUGGCAGUUAAGGUCCGGUCAUCUACUUCAACUCAGGGGACUCGGGAAUUCGAUAAUGAGCUAACCCUUCUAUCAGCUCUUCGGCAUGAGAACCUGGUGCCUCUUCUUGGUUAUUGUUGUGAAAAUGAUCAACAAAUUCUCGUUUAUCCAUUUAUGUCCAAUGGCUCUCUACAAGAUCGCCUCUAUGGAGAAGCAGCAAAGAGAAAAACUCUUGACUGGCCAACCAGACUUUCUAUUGCUCUUGGUGCUGCUCGAGGUUUGACAUAUCUUCACACAUUUUCUGGCCGUUGCAUUAUACAUAGAGAUGUCAAGUCAAGCAACAUCCUUCUGGAUCAUAGCAUGAAUGCUAAGGUGACAGACUUCGGCUUCUCAAAGUAUGCUCCUCAAGAAGGAGACAGUGGUGCUUCACUGGAAGUAAGAGGCACAGCUGGGUACUUGGAUCCAGAGUACUACUCGACACAACAUCUUUCUGCAAAAAGUGAUGUCUUUAGCUUUGGGGUGGUUCUACUUGAAAUCGUAAGUGGUCGGGAGCCUCUCAACAUACACAGGCCACGAAAUGAGUGGAGCUUAGUUGAAUGGGCAAAGCCAUAUAUAAGGGAGUCAAGGAUUGAUGAAAUUGUGGAUCCUGGCAUAAAGGGUGGGUACCAUGCAGAGGCAAUGUGGAGAGUGGUAGAGGUAGCACUAGUAUGCAUUGAGCCCUUCUCUGCUUAUCGACCAUGCAUGACUGACAUUGUUCGGGAGCUAGAGGAUGCUUUGAUCAUAGAAAACAACGCAUCUGAAUAUAUGAAGUCCAUAGACAGUUUGGGAGGAUACAGCUUGGGAGGGUCCAAUCGCUUUGGUUCCAAUCGCUUCUCAAUUUCCACAGACAAGAAGAUCGCUUUAUCACCACCGGUUCCAACGCCACCAGACCCAUCACCGAUCAACUCACAAGCCUUGGCUCCUCUAGAGCCGAGAUAGUAGAUGGCCCGAUGAGAUGUGAAUCUUUGAAUGAAGAUCCAUUGAGUCGCAUUAUAUGGCAGAAUAUUAUACAAGAGAGACUGUAAAUUUCCAUUGCUCUUUUACAAGAGAUUAUGCAACUGGCUGCAGAUUUUAUUUGCUAGGAAAUUUUAAUUAAUUUUUUCUCUACUAUUCAAGUCAAAAACCUGUUUUUCAGCGUAA
Messenger RNA from Populus nigra (black poplar), 3340 nucleotides. Its product is annotated as nodulation receptor kinase-like. Gene Ontology annotation, molecular function: ATP binding; protein kinase activity; protein binding. The record is from RefSeq and is a predicted model, not a curated record. NCBI's taxonomy places the organism in Eukaryota, Viridiplantae, Streptophyta, Magnoliopsida, Malpighiales, Salicaceae. Gene Ontology annotation, biological process: protein phosphorylation. The transcript has 15 exons. Bases 338 to 3139 code for a protein of 933 amino acids.